Owenia fusiformis is the source of this 2519-nucleotide messenger RNA. The record is from the annotation of a GenBank genome assembly. NCBI's taxonomy places the organism in Eukaryota, Metazoa, Annelida, Polychaeta, Sabellida, Oweniidae.
UUUAAAAACAGGCUAAAGUAGAGGAAUAUGAAGCCGAGCUACAGCAAUCUGACAAUUGGAGAUUAAAAAGACGUUCAUUAGUUGUGAACUCAUUCACUUGAAGCGGGGAGGAAAGAUGAGGUCUCAAUACUUGAGGAAGCUAUUCAGCUACUCCAGGCUAUCCAGGGGCAGGGUAGAACACUUAAUCCAGACUGGCAAUGGCUCAUGUGUGGUUAGUAGCACACGAAUCACCGGAUUGGUUAGUAUUGCACUUACACGGCAACUCAGCUCGACGGGCUUUACGAAACACGAUGCUUAUAUUGAUGGUAAAUGGAUUCCUGCAGACAAUGGGGACAGAUUUAAAGUGACCAACCCAGCAACUGGUGAAGUGAUCAGUCAUGUACCUAACAUGGGUGAAAUUGAGGCCACUAGAGCAAUAGAGAGAGCAGGAGAGGCCUUCCAAACAUGGAGGAAAUAUACUGGCAAGGAACGAAGCAGUAUAUUAUACAAAUGGCACAGUCUUAUAGUGGAACACCAUAUGGAGCUUGCAAGGUUAUUGACCACUGAAAAUGGUAAGCCACUGUCUGAUGCCACAACAGAGACUUUGUAUGGGGCUUCCUUCUUGGAAUGGUUCUCUGGAGAGGCAAGGAGAAUGUAUGGUGACGUCAUCCCUACUCCUGCUGCAAACAAACGAAUACUUGCCAUCAAACAACCAAUAGGUGUCGCUUCUUUGAUAUGCCCAUGGAAUUUCCCUGUUGCCAUGGUGACAAGGAAGGCUGGAGCAGCUCUAGCUGCUGGGUGUAGUAUUGUGAUAAAACCUGCUGAAGACACUCCAUUGUGCUCCCUGGCACUCACUGAGCUUGCGGAGGAAGCUGGUGUCCCACCUGGUGUUCUUAAUGUGGUGACAUGCUCCCGGGAGAAUGCUCCAUCUGUAGGGAAAGUCAUGUGUGAACAUCCUCUUGUAGGAGCAGUCUCGUUUACUGGCUCAACUGAUGUAGGGAAGAUCCUAUUGGAGCAGUCUGCAAAAGGAGUUAAGAAAUGUUCAAUGGAGCUUGGUGGCAAUGCAGCAUUUAUUGUCUUCAACUCAGCUAAAGUGGACAAAGCCGUAGCUGCUGCUGUGGCCAGUAAAUUUCGCUGCAGUGGUCAGACAUGUGUGUGUACCAAUCGCAUCCUGGUCCAAGAUGGUGUCUAUGAGGAAUUUGUUGCCAAGUUCACCAAUGCCGUAGAGGCAUUAGCAAUGGGGAAUGGUCUGGAUGAGGGGAUCAACCUGGGUCCUGUUAUUAACCAGAGAGCUGUAGAAAAGGUGGAGAGACUGGUCAAUGAUGCUGUCUCUAAAGGAUCUAUGGUGAAAACUGGGGGGAAAAGGCAUAAAAAAGGUGGGAAUUUCUAUGAAGCAACAGUCCUUACCAAUAUCAACGAAACCAUGGAGAUUUCACGCGAGGAGAUAUUUGGUCCAGUGGCUCCAAUUAUUAGGUUCCAAACAGAAGAAGAGGCAGUUAGGGUGGCCAACUCUACAUCAUAUGGAUUAGCAGGUUAUUUUUUCACAGAGGACAUGAGCCAGCUGUGGAGAGUGGCUGAGAAACUAGAAGUUGGUAUGAUAGGUAUUAAUGAUGGACUCAUCACAGCUAGUACUGUAGAAGCUCCUCUAGGGGGAGUCAAACAAAGUGGACUUGGACGUGAGGGUUCAAAAUAUGGUGUGGAUGAAUUCACAGAGUUGAAAUAUUUAUGUAUUGGCGGGAUCACGGACUAAUGAACAAAAACUAUUGAGACUAUACUGCAGUAGCUAUUUUGGGCUUUUCUCACAAGGAUCUCUGUGAGAAAAAAUGUCCACUUAGUCAGUUUGAAUAAAAAGGGUAAUUUAUCCCUUCUAUGCAGAAUAGAAAUGUAUAAAUGGUACACAGUUCAUGGGAUAUAAAGUGUGUCCCUGUCAAUCAAUUUGUUUUAUGAUAGCUCAAUAUGGCCUAUAUAUUAUAGGCAUCUUUCUUUGUAUUCAAGCCCAAAGUUUAUAUAAGUUUUGCUCAAACGCUGAUUUUCAAAAUGACAAUCAGUUUUUAACAUUAAAUACAAUCAAAAUCUAAAUGAACCAUAUUGUUUAUAUUUAACAAGUAAAGAUGAGGAAGCAUGGAGUAGAAUGGAAUAUUUGUAAAAUAACAUACAUAGAUAUAUACUUGUUCUUUAUCCUUAUUUAUUCCUUUAUAAUACACCACACCUUAACAAAGACGACAAAUAUACAUUACUGUUUGUACAGCCAAGUUAUCUACAUUUUAUGUAUAUUUUUAUCAUUUUUAAUUACUGUAAUGUAAUGUUUUAAAGUGCAAUCCAUAAUAUGUUAGUCUUUGUAUAAAUAAAAUAUUGGACUGAAACUGAACUUAUGUCAUUUAUUUCAUAUGGCAUUUGCCUCUUGAUAUAUGGACAUUUCAAAUUCUUCCGAACAUGUCCUGUCCAAUCAGAUGAGGAGGGCCCAUUCCCUGCUCUACAUCUCAUGAUGGUGACGAAUCGACGGAGAUGUAAAACCUGUCUAAGUGGAACACCUUUGAUAC